This is a messenger RNA of Dermacentor silvarum, 3072 nucleotides long. RefSeq names its product histone deacetylase 6. Lineage: Eukaryota; Metazoa; Arthropoda; Arachnida; Ixodida; Ixodidae. Bases 323 to 3031 code for a protein of 902 amino acids. Gene Ontology annotation, molecular function: zinc ion binding; histone deacetylase activity. Gene Ontology annotation, biological process: chromatin organization. Gene Ontology annotation, cellular component: histone deacetylase complex. The transcript has 28 exons. The record is from RefSeq and is a predicted model, not a curated record.
CACACUCGUCCGUGAAUUUUGAUUGUUUCGGUCACGUGUACUUUUGUCACGUGCAAUCUGACUGACAAACGCAUCUGAGAGCAAUCGGAUGCUGUGGUGGGCCGCUGCUGCCGCAUGCCCUGCGAAGCCCUAGCUAUGCGGCAACAUCUGUGCGUUUAUUGCUGUUCUCGCGUAAAAUACCCCAGCGCGGAAGCAUCCUGAGCGCUGUGCGGCAUCGCUGAAGGAAACGGCAACGCCUUCAAAUCUGAAACUACGGCGACGAGGUCCCCCUGUGCGAUUAUUUCGUUUUUUCACGCCGUGCAUUGGGUCCCUCCAGUGAAGGAUGGCCGCAGUAAAUGACGGAGGUGACGGCGAUCAUGCCGCCAAGUCGGCGGUGCCUUUCGGCGAAGACACAGGCUUGAUCUACGAUGAACGCAUGGCAGAGCACCUCAGCCUGUGGGACAGCCAGCACCCAGAGCGGCCCGAACGGCUGACGGCUAGCUACCAGCGCUGCGUCGACUAUGGCUUGGUCGACCGCUGCUUCCGUAUACCCGCUCGCAUGGCUGAGGAAGCUGAUAUUCUGCCUUUGCACGAACCAGCACUCUUGGAGCAGCUGAAGAAUACGCACGGAGAAACGGAUGCCGAUGCUCUGGAGGCCCUGUGCACGCGCUUCGACUCGAUCUACAUUCACCCGAGGACGUACGAACUGGCGUUGCUCGCGGCGGGCUGCACCAAGGACCUUGUGACAGCUGUCGUCCAGGGAAAGGUACGAAAUGGUAUGGCCCUGGUUCGUCCACCUGGCCACCACGCCAUGCGCAACGAGUACUGCGGCUACUGUUUCUUCAACAAUGUGGCCCUGGCGGCGAAGCAUGCAGUCGACGACCUCCACCUGAAAAGAGUUCUGAUUGUGGACUGGGAUGUGCAUCACGGCCAAGCCACCCAGUACGCCUUCUACGAGGACCCCCGGGUUCUGUACUUCUCCGUGCACCGCUACGAACACGGUGAGUUCUGGCCCGAACUGCGAGAGUCGGACUUCCCUUAUGUGGGCAAGGGUGCUGGUGCAGGCUACAACAUAAACGUGCCCCUCAACCAGGUGGGCCUUGGGGAUGCCGACUACCUGGCCAUCUGGCACCAGUUGCUGCUUCCGGUGGCUUACGAGUUCCAGCCAGAGCUGGUGCUGGUCUCGGCUGGCUAUGACGCCGCUCUUGGAUGCCCCGAGGGUCUCAUGCGAUUGUCACCGGCCACCUACGCUCACCUAGUCCACCCGCUGAUGGCCCUGGCAGGAGGGCGUGUUUGUGUUGUGCUUGAGGGCGGUUACUGCAUACCAUCCCUGGCAGAAGGCGUGGCAAUGACCCUGCGCACUUUGUUGGGGGACCCCUGCCCAAGCCUGCCGCAACCAUUCGGCCACGUCAGUGACAGUGUGACAGAAACCCUGCUGAACUGCGUGUCGGUGCUGCGCCCCCACUGGAAGAGCCUCCGCAUCCAGGGCACGAGCGGCACGAAAGGAGCCGUUGCUGGGUCCUCGCAUCUGCCACGAUCCGAGUACCGGGGGCAGCUGGGCGUGCACCGCCCCGAGAAGUUCCCCACACGCAGUGGCUACUACGAGCACCCACCAGAGGACAAGGAACGGCUGGAGGGGGAGGUGGAGGCACUGAGAUCCAAAACCAACCUGGAAGUGCCACCGAACCGAACCGCCCUGGUGUACGACGAGCGUAUGGCGAAACACCGUUGCCUGGACGAGAGGGGCCACCCGGAGCGACCCGAGCGCAUACUCAAGCCCUGGCAGGUGUUGGAGAGGCGUGGACUGCUCAACCUUUGCCUCUUGCUUGACUCUCGGUCAGCCACCGUGGACGAGUUGCUGCUAGUUCACGACAAGAAGCAUGUGCAGAAGAUGCGCAGCUGCCAGGAGAUGGAGAGUGCCGAUCUGAUCAAGCUGCAGGAGAAGUACUGUUCAGUCUACCUCUGCCGUGUGAGUGAGCUGGGCCAGCUAGCUGGCACGUUAACGUACGUUUUCUUCAGCAUACUGGUGCUGGACUGGGACGUGCACCAUGGCAACGGAACGCAGCACGCCUUCUACGAUGACCCCCGGGUGCUGUACCUGUCGAUCCACCGGUACGACAAUGGCACAUAUUUCCCAUGCCUCCCAGAAGGAGACUUUGGAGCCGUUGGCGAAGGUGCUGGCCAAGGUUUCAACAUCAACGUGGCCUGGAAUCAAGAGGGGAUGUCGGACGGUGACUACCUGACGGCCUUCUUCCAACUGGUGUUGCCUGUUGCCUAUGCGUACAAUCCCGAACUAGUCCUGGUUUCCUGCGGCUUCGACAGUUGCGUCGGGGACCCGCUGGGAUACUGUCGGGUGACGGCCGAGGCAUACGCCCAGCUGACACACCUGCUGCUGCCCUUGGCUCGAGGCCGAGUCAUCCUCGCCCUUGAGGGCGGCUACAACCUGUCCAAGCUUCCUUCUGCUGUCUGCCACUGUGUCAGCGCUCUCCUGGGACAACGUCCACCUCAGCUGCGAUCCUCUGCCCCUUGUCCAAGUGCCGUGCAGUCCAUUAGGCGAACCCUGGGAGCCCACCGGAGUUACUGGCCCUGUCUCCGCUACUCUGGUUAUGACCUGCCAUCGGAGGAGUGGCUGGCAUCCAAUGGCCUUGUACCUGAUGGCGAGCCGUCAUUGAACAUGGCAGGCCUGAGCCUUGAGGACGACAACGAGGAGGCGCCGUUCUGUAUCCAACCAGAGACGUGGUGCCCACACCUGGAAAGCCUGCCCCCUCUGCCACCGGCGGGCCUGUGCGACCCCCGCAGCCCUUGCAUGACAUGCGGGGUGCGCCGUGAGGUCUGGACCUGCCUCCACUGCUUCAAGGUGUUCUGCAGUCGCUAUGUCAACGGCCAUAUGGUGACUCACCACGACGAAACGCAGCACCCUCUGGUGCUGAGCUACUCGGACCUGUCUGUCUGGUGCUACGGCUGCAACUUCUAUAUUACAAAUCCGGUCCUGCAGGCCGCCAAAGAAGAUGCCUACCUGAAGAAGUUCGGCACUAUUGAGUUUGUUGCGUGAUUGCUGAGAUUGUUGCGUGCAGUAAAUAUUUCUACCACUAA